GCUCUCCCAGGCGCACAACCCAACCAGUUUCAUUUCUAGACUUAAAAAAGAUCCGGCAAGGACGAAAAGGAGCCCUCUCUGGAGGGCUCCAGAGGGAAAAGAGCUGGGUUUUUGUUUGUUUUUUAACAUUACUCAUUAACACUGAGUAAUAUAUGCAAAUAUCGUGCUCCUUGGUCCUGCUUCUGUGGAUCUGGAGCAAAGGACUGCCAAACUCAGAGAGAAACCUCAGAUCCAACAAGCUGCUUCUGUCCAGCCCUGCUCCUCCCCACUCCGCAAGGGCACUUGCUCUUCCCUGUUCUCACCAGAGAGGCACAAGCGCUCCGUCCCUUCCAGAGGCGGGCGGAGGGAAGAGAAAGGGUCUGUUGUUUUUCUCUCCUGUUUCUCUCUCCCUCUCUGCUGAUCACCAAGCUGCUGACCGGGUCAGAAAGCCCUGAUGGAAAUCCACCAGUGCUGGGCAGGCCCCCUCCUCCUCCAGGGAGCUCGUCCUUGACUAAUUUUUCUUCGUCCCGAUGAGAAAAAAAAAAAAAAAAAAGAGAGAGAAGAAAAGAAAAACCACAAACUUCCUUUGAAAACCAGCUGGUAGUCAGGGCCUGGAGCGCGUGCCCUAGACCGGGCGACUCAGGAAUCCUGAAGACGUUCUGAGCCACCUGGAGCAGCUGGGCUGCGCCCCUGCCUGCCUUCAGCCUCCUCCGGUGCCCCCAGUACUGGGCGUGAGUCCGGAAGCAGCCACAACCCAGCCAGGACCGCCGCUCAUAAAGCUGAGUAAACCUGUAUAAACUCAGGCGUUGACAGCUGGAAGGCAAUUGGCACUGGCAGCCCCCCUCGCUGCACCCACCUCCCCCAUCGCCUUGCCACAGCUGAACUCUCCUUCUCAGUCUUGGAACAGCACCCACUUCUUUAAGGGAAGCUCACUCCACCCAUGUCUUCAACCCCACCAGUCUUCCCUCCCGAGCCUGGAAGCCCUGUACCCUCCUGGUCUCAUCUGGUCACAGCAAGUUAGAGGUGGAAAGAAUUCAGCACGGGGCCCUUCUGUUUACCCAUAUACUGCCCCUAGCCAGCAGUGAUGCCCAAACACUAGCCAGCCUUCCACACUACAUUCCUUUUUCCAAGACUUUUCUGGGUUAGUUUGCUUUCCACCCCAAUGAUUUUCUUCUUACUGGACGGGCCCCUCUUUCGCAUCCCAAGCCUGGCUUAGGCAAGUCCCUGAAGUCAGAAAACACCUUCAGUGCCCCUCAGCGGACUCCCUUUUGACCAUGGAACACCAUCAGCCUGAGCAUCCAGCCCCCGGUAAGGCCGGGACUGUAGAAGCAGUCAUCCCUGAAAACCAUGAGGUCCCGGCAGGCCCAGAUGAGCCCCCUCAGGACACAGAUACAAGAGAUGCUGAUGGGGAGGCUGGAGAACAGGAGCCAGCAGACCAAGCUUUGCUGCCCGGCCAGUGUGGGGACAACCUUGAGUCCCCUACACCUGAAGCUAGCUCAAGUCCCCUGGGGCCAACCCUUGGGACAGUGCCUGAAGUAGAGACAGUGAGGGCAUGCUCCAUGCCCCAGGAGCUUCCUCAGUCCUCCAGGACCCGACAGCCGGAGCCAGAUUUCUACUGUGUCAAGUGGAUCCCUUGGAAAGGAGAGCGGACACCGAUCAUCACCCAGAGCACUAACGGCCCUUGCCCUCUCCUUGCCAUCAUGAACAUCCUCUUUCUUCAGUGGAAGGUGAAACUCCCCCCGCAGAAGGAAGUGAUCACAUCGGAUGAGCUCAUGGCCCAUCUUGGAAACUGCCUCCUGUCCAUCAAGCCCCAAGAGAAGUCAGAGGGACUUCAGCUUAAUUUUCAGCAGAAUGUGGACGAUGCAAUGACGGUGCUGCCUAAACUGGCCACAGGUCUGGAUGUUAAUGUGCGGUUCACAGGCGUCUCCGAUUUUGAGUAUACACCCGAGUGCAGUGUCUUUGACCUCCUAGGCAUACCUCUGUACCACGGCUGGCUUGUCGAUCCUCAGAGUCCUGAGGCUGUGCGUGCAGUUGGGAAGCUGAGUUACAACCAGCUGGUGGAGAAGAUCAUCACCUGCAAACACUCCAGUGACACCAACCUCGUGACAGAAGGCCUGAUUGCGGAGCAGUUCCUGGAGACCACGGCGGCCCAGCUGACCUACCACGGGCUGUGCGAGCUGACCGCAGCUGCUAAGGAGGGAGAACUUAGCGUCUUUUUCCGAAACAACCACUUUAGCACCAUGACUAAACACAAGAGUCACUUGUACCUGCUGGUCACUGACCAGGGCUUUCUACAGGAGGAGCAAGUCGUAUGGGAGAGCCUGCACAAUGUAGAUGGAGACAGCUGCUUCUGUGACUCCGACUUCCACCUGAGUCAUUCCCUGGGCAAGGGGCCUGGAGCAGAAGGUGGGAGUGGCUCCCCAGAAAAGCAGCUGCAGGUAGACCAGGACUACCUGAUUGCUCUGUCCCUGCAGCAGCAGCAGCAGCCACAAGGCGCACUGGGACUGACUGACUUGGAGCUGGCCCAGCAGCUUCAGCAGGAGGAGUAUCAGCAGCAGCAGGCAGCCCAGCCAGUGUGGACGCGGACGCGGGCCCUGUCACUGCAGGGGAGAGGAGCCACAUCUGGACGCCCAGCUGGGGAGCGUCGGCAGAGGCCGAAGCACGAGCCAGACUGCAUUCUGCUUUAGGUCUGCCCCUUCUUCCAGAGGCUAUGGCUAGUUGGCUUGUUCCCCCGCCUCUACCCUUGAGAUGUGCAGGAUAACUUAUUUAUGGACUGUUGGGGAUCAGAGCAGGCGACAAAGGCGAAGGUCAGACUUGGUAAUGUCCCUGACCUCAUGUGCUGCGGCCUUCUCUGAAUCCCACCUAGGGCUACACUGGGACUGAUGGGAUUCUGGUUCUCAAUGCCCGGUCCCUGAAUAGUCACACAUACAUACAGACUGAGGCUCUGGGGAGGUCUCUAUUUGGAAUGCAUCUCUCCUGCGUCCCAUCCCUGCUGCCUGGAUGCUCCUGGCCACCCAGCCAGGCCUGUCUCCAGUUGUUUCAAGACUUAAUUUGGGUUUCUAUCUCUGUUAUUUGUAAUGCCUUCCUGGGGAUUGGAAAUAAAAUUUCUGGCCAGGUGCAGUGGCUCAUGCCUGUAAUCCCAGCACUUUUGGAGGUCAAGGUGGGCGGAUCACCUGAGGUCAGGAGUUAGAGGGCAGCCUGCCCAACAUGGCGAAACCCCAUUUCUACUAAAACUACAAAAAAUUAUUUGGGCGUGGUGGCAGGCACCUGUAAUCCCAGCUAUUUGGGAGGCUGAAACAGAAGACUCACUUGAAUCCUAACGGCAGAGGUUGCAGUGAGCCAAGAUUGCACCACUACACUCCAGCCUGGGCAACAAGAGUGAAACUCCGUCU
Molecule: messenger RNA, 3371 nt
Organism: Saimiri boliviensis boliviensis (Bolivian squirrel monkey)
Lineage: Eukaryota; Metazoa; Chordata; Mammalia; Primates; Cebidae
Gene: MINDY1
Product: MINDY lysine 48 deubiquitinase 1
Biological process (GO): protein K48-linked deubiquitination
Cellular component (GO): cell periphery; cytosol
Molecular function (GO): cysteine-type deubiquitinase activity; cysteine-type carboxypeptidase activity; K48-linked deubiquitinase activity
Source: RefSeq, a predicted model, not a curated record